AUGGGUGCUUUCGCAGAUCAGAAGGAACUCUGGGAGCAGGUGCUGGCUUUGCUGGACGAGGUAGCAAGUUGUAGUCUCAAGAAGCAUGGCGAGGCGCUCUCGCGGCAGCUGGAGCUGGGCAUGCACGAGCAUGGGGUCGAUCUAGAAGGAGCCCCGUGCUUGAACGGAUUGGGCAGCCGCAGGGUGGCCGAGAUCUUGAAGAUGGGGAAGAUGUGGAACAUCCAGAACUCCGUCCAUAACACCGUGGUGAGCACGCUGGGAAGUUGUGCCGCCUGUUCGAACACAAUGGACGCGAAGAGAGAGGGCCCGGUACCAGAUCUCAUCAGUCCCCGGGCCGCACACUGGAGCUGUUUCUCUGCGGCCAUGAGUGCCACUGUGGCAGUUUAUGACCGGAGGGCUGAUAAAGGUGCCCUGACAGAGCGGGGACUCUGGCGUGAUGUGCUCGCGCUGCUGGCAGACAUGCGCUCGGCGCAGAUGUCUCGCUCCUGCAAGAUCCUUGAGUCCUUGGACUCGAGUGGUUGGUGGGUUGGGCUCUUCAUGCUGGCUGUUGAGAAUUGCAGUACAUGGUGCAAGUACAUGGUGCAAGGCUGGAUUGACAGUAUCAUUCGCAGCCGGACCCUGGCGUCUGCGGUGCCCUUAUCGGUACCUGUGGCCAGGCAGGGUUGGGAGCUGUCGCUGGACAUCCUCAUGGCUGGGCGGUGCCUCGGCCAACGCUUACGGGUCAACGGCAGGGCGUGGAGGGCAGCCCCGGAUGCGAUUUGCUUCAAUCGGAGCCUUGCGGCGGCAGAGGAGCAAUGGAUGCUGGCCAUCGCCCUCCUUGCUGGAGUCUUGGCCUUGCCGACCAGGAAAUCUGUCCGUUACAACACCGCGCUGAGUGCGAUCGAGAAGGGACGAGCAUGGGAGCGGGGCAUCGAGCAGUUGCUUUCGAUGCGGCGGCAGGGGCUGGUUCCGGACGUGGUCACCUGGACCGCGGGUGACAGUUCGGCAACCUGUUUACAAGUCUCAGUGGAGAGAGAUCCCGAGCGCAGUGGCCCAAGAUGCAGAACAGAGCUCUUGGAUGCAGGAGCUUCACGCUUCAUACUCGCGUCCCCGAUUGAGACCAAAGACUGGGCACUGGCACAAGCUUAUAUGAGAGAUCUUCAGCAAAUCCCGUUGCUGGUUCAGGUCGGAGCUUGGGAGCUGGCGCUGGAGGUGCUGUGGGAGCCAGGUUGGUGCCCCGGCCUCAUUGCUUUCAAUGCCGUCGCCGCGGCCUGUGAGCGAGGCGGCCGCUGGGAGCAGACGCUGCAAGUCCUGUCGGCGAUGCGAGGGCAGCGGCUUCUGCCGGAUGCACUCGGCUUCGGUGCCGCCGUCGCCGCGGCCGCCGCGGCUGGCGCCUGGGCGGCAGCGCUGCAGCUCCUGGAGGAGAUGGAAGAUGCGCGGCACAGCCCAAACAUGCUCGUCUACGAGGCAGCCUUGUCGGCCUAUUUGCAAGGCAUGCAGCAUAGGGAGAAUCCGCACAUUAUGGGUGAUGACGAUGCCGAUCGCUGUUCGACUGUGGUAAGAACGGAGGACGUGAUUCGCGAUCGACUUGUUCCCCAGAUUAACUUGUUGGACUUCAAGGAGUCCACCUUGGUUCUUGUGCUCCAAUUCCAGCAGCUCUACGAGGAUCUGACCACUUGGCGCGCCGGACCUGGCAAUGCAGAUUCGGGCUGCAAAGUCUGCGAGCAAUCGGGUCGUGGUCUGCUGGCUGCGAAGGAGAUUAGCCUCGAGUCCGGCUUUCCCGGGCUGGGAGACUUUCAGAACGAAAGCAUGCAUGCUCUGGAGUUCAAUGACACCCCACUGGAUGUUGUGGUCAAAGACUUCAAAAAGGCAGAAUCGAGGACAGAAAAGCUUAAAGAUAAGUAUGACGGGGCUGUGGAGUGCGUGGACAAGGUGAAGGACUACAAGGAGAAUAUUGAGGACAAAAUUGAGGAAUACAGGGACAAGGUCAACGACCAUGUGAGACAAAAUCAACAACGGCUGGACGGUUACCACAGAAAGUACAACCAGUUCGGAACCCGACACUCAAUUGAAGAUGAGAUCUGGGAGGAGACUCUGACAGACUUCGAUCACGACGAUGACGAGAUCUCGCACAAGAGCAAGAUUGCUGAGGAAGAUUGGGCGGACCGUAUUGCCUCUGCAAUAUGGCUGUCGAAAGGGAUGAAUGCUGUUCGCGCUGGUACAGCCCUGAUGCAGAACCUACAGGCCUUGCUCAACUACAACGCGGAAGACGGGGGUCCAAGGGAGCUGGAGGAGGCCAUCAAUCGCUUCGCCAAGGAGUUCCAGAAGCUGUCACAGCCCAAGGAUCAGGAGGAGCGAAACGUCAAGUGGCAGCAGCUCUUCAAGUCAGGAGCGCCGAAGGCUUUGGGUGACGUCUUCUUGGCCGUGAUCGAUGCCAUUGCCAUGGAUUCGGAUUACUUCGAGGCCGAGCAGUUGAUGCUGCAGCACUACCAAGACAGUGAGCGGAUCUUCGACAUCAUGAAAGACCGAGAGGUUCCUGCUGGUAUUCCGAAUCACAGCACCUGCGGGAAGACUUUCGCAGGUACACUGCGAGAGGGUCCUUGA
Messenger RNA from Symbiodinium necroappetens, 2583 nucleotides. NCBI's taxonomy places the organism in Eukaryota, Dinophyceae, Suessiales, Symbiodiniaceae. The record is from the annotation of a GenBank genome assembly.